This is a messenger RNA of Diversispora eburnea, 987 nucleotides long. Lineage: Eukaryota; Fungi; Glomeromycota; Glomeromycetes; Diversisporales; Diversisporaceae. The record is from the annotation of a GenBank genome assembly.
AUGAAGGUUUUCAAAACCCCUACACGAACAGCAGUCACUGAAUGGAUAGAACGGAUGACAUCAUCCUCAUAUCAAGGUGAAGAAGAAGAUUUGGCUGACGUAUAUCAAUUGUGUGAAGUUGUGAAUUUGCAAAGUUCGGGACCCAAAGAAGCGACCAAAGCAUUAAAACAUAUAUUCAAAUAUGGAAAUACUCAUUCACAUCUUCGUGGUCUUACUGCUUUGGUUGAGAAUUGUGGCGAAAAAUUUCAAUCACAAAUUUCUUCACCAAAAUUUAUCGAGAGGUUAAAAAUUCUUGCGAGUUCUCCGAACACCGAUCCUAAAGUUUAUAAAAGAUUAAUGAUUCUAUUUUCUCAAUGGUCUGACGAUUUUAAGAGUCAACCGAGCAUGAAUUCAAUUGCACAUUUACACGAAAACCUGAGUCAUCGGAGUGGUUCAGUUAGGAGAGGCUCUGCGUCGUCAAAACCUGUAUCACCACCUUCAUCUUCGUCUUCUACAAUUCCUAAGGAAAAGCGAAAAGUUACCAAGCCAAUUAAGUCAAAUAAUAAGCCAAAAGUCGAGAGAGAAAUUCAAACCUAUUCCUCAGAAAAGGUUAAUGAAGAAAUUGGAUUGGCAACACAAAAUGCAGCAAAUCUUAUAAAUGUAUUGACGUUAUUGGGUUCAAAUGCUGAUAAAGAUGAUCCCGAACUUCAAACCUACGUUCGUAAAUGUAAAUCUUCAUCCGAACAACUAAUCAAAAUUAUUGCUACAGUUACGGAAGGGACUAUGCUUGGACCUUUAUUGCAGUCGAAUGAUCAAUUACAAGGUGCAUUAGCAAUAUAUUCGGAUUUUGCAUCUGGUGUAUCAAAAGAUAAAGAAAAUAAUGAAUCUACAGAAAUAAGCAAAAGGACACAAGCAGCAAAGAUUCAUAAGGAUUUUGAAGAUCUUAUUGAUUUUGAUUCAUUUUCAACUGCUAAAACUUUCCUCUUCAAAUGGUCAUUUUGUUUAUGA